AUGUCACUUCAACUGUCCAUUAUCUUCGGCAUCCUGAUGGGUGAAAUGUUCAUUAUCACCCUUCUGGUUCUUCCUCUUGGGUCUAACGUUCGAAGAUCGGUUGUUAGGUUGUUCAAUUGGACAGCAAGGAAGCCUACUUGUAAUGUGACUACGUACAUCGUUUUGGGUUUGGUAGGUCUUUUCUUUAUCGACUCGUUUAGAUCAGUUAACUCUGCUAGACAUACACCGGUAUCCAACUACGAUGCUGCCGUUAACCAGCAGGCUUAUAUGAAAAAGUUUUACAACCAAAGAAAUAUGUAUAUUACGGGUGCUACCUUGUUCUAUGCUGCUUCUAUAAAGUGUAUUAUCAACUUGAUCAAUCAGAUUCUGAGGAACGAGGAGAAGUUGUCAAAGGUUGCUAAGGUAGAACACACUACGUUGGAUCUGCAGAAAUUGAAAGAGGAGAUCAAAUCAAAGGAUGUCCAAAUUGAGGGAUUGAAAAGGCAACUUGAAAAUUUGACCAAAUCCUACAACGAGCUAACUCCGGAGGAGAAGAGCAACAAGAAGGACGAGUAG
This is a messenger RNA of Komagataella phaffii GS115, 555 nucleotides long. RefSeq names its product Endoplasmic reticulum transmembrane protein. The transcript has a single exon. Lineage: Eukaryota; Fungi; Ascomycota; Pichiomycetes; Pichiales; Pichiaceae. Gene Ontology annotation, cellular component: endoplasmic reticulum membrane; endoplasmic reticulum. The record is from RefSeq and is a predicted model, not a curated record. Gene Ontology annotation, biological process: endoplasmic reticulum to Golgi vesicle-mediated transport; intracellular protein transport. The coding region runs from base 1 to 555 and encodes 184 amino acids.